AUCGGUCCAGACCACGCUACGUGAAUCCCGACUUCUCCUCUGCUCCCUUUUUUUUAGUUACUUAAUUUUAAUGAACCGAGUGACCUUCUAGUUCUACAGUUUUUGCUCAAGCGUGGUUAAUUCAAAGGCAGUAGCAUAAUUGGUUCUAUUUCUGAUAAUUGGUUCGAUUCCUAUACAGCUGUAAAUAGUAGCAGCUCUACUUUCCAAUUGAUGUGACCUAAAUUUACCAAUAUUCCCGGACAGCAUAUUGGGCAAAAGUGUGAAUGGGUUGGGUCUGGGUAGGUGCGUCGUUUCCACGAGGGGCAGCAACAACAACCAAAGGCCUUCCUGUAUUCCCCCACCUCUUCCAUCUCGUCAACGACGAUAAGAAGCGGCUCUGAGGCUAAAACAUCAGGGCGAGGGGGAACGAACAGCCAUGGCAGAGAAGCCGGAAAGCAAGACCGCCGAGCUCGACCCACCCCUGCACUCCAUGGGCUUCGAGAUCGACAUCGUCUCCCGGGAAAAGGUCAGCGGCCGGUUGAAGGUCGGGGAGACCUGCUGCCAGCCGUUCAAGGUGAUGCACGGCGGAGUAUCGGCUUUGAUAGCGGAGGCGCUGGCGAGCAUGGGGGCACACCUCUCGUCGGGGUUCCAGCGGGUGGCCGGAGUUCAGCUGAGCAUCAACCACCUGAAGCCUGCCAACUUAGGAGACCUCGUCGAGGCAGAAGCCACCCCUCUCAACAAGGGCAACCGAGUUCAGGUGUGGAUUGUACAACUGUGGAAGAUCGACCCUUUGACGCAGGAGAGAAGCGUCCUCAUCUCCACAUCAACAGUCACUCUCUUGAUCAGCCUACCAAUUCCAGAAAAUGCACGUGAUGCUGCAACUAAAUUGAAAAAGUAUGCCAAAUUGUAGAUCUCUCCCUCUCCCUCUCUCUCUCUCGCGUGCGCGCGCGCGCGGUAUGUUUGUUCAAAUGAAAAUAAGAUGGCGCUGCAUUACUAGUUUACGAAAUGGCAAGGAAAUAUGUGCUGCAAAAAAUUUCAUAGCAAAGAACCGAAGGCAGCAACAGAAUCCAAUGUGAUAGCUGCAUUAAUUUUUUUUUUUCCCUCAAAAAUGGAAAUGAGACAGCUUGGUAGUUGGUAACAGUUAAAAUAACGGUUCUCCAUUGUUCACGAUGCACUUGUCACUUGGGAGUUGAGAAUGGUACUUGAACAUGGCUGCUUACAGCCAUCAACAUUGAUAAAUUUCCAGGAAUUGGUUGUAGACUUCAAACAAAAGAGGACGACUUCGCGCACCACAAAACCAUAUUAACACCAAAUUUUCAGGCAUUUGAUGGCCCUGAAAACUUUUCAGAAGAGCUUUUUCCUGAAAAUUUUCCAAGAAACAUGCUUGACCUAAAACUUCGGAAAGAAAAUUUGGCAAGACCAUACAGGUUCAAUUGAUAAAUGGUAAGAACAACUUUUUCUAAAAUGUACCUUCCACAAAAAGUUCUUGUUAUCAAAGGCAACCAUAGCAACAGCUUCCGGCAUUGUUACAUGCAACCCACCAGUGGCGGAGCCAGAAAUUCAGGUCAGGGAGGACCAACGAUCAGUAAAUGUUUUAAUAAUUACAAUGAUGCAUACUUCGACACUUCACUUGAAUCAAUUUGUUCAGCAGCAGAUGGGCUUAGGCUCAGUUCAUGGAUUGCCUUUUCUAUUUAAGGCCAUCCAUUAGGAACUAAAAAAUGGCCCAAUGGCCAGAAAAAGAAAGGCCGACAUUUUGUGGAAGAAGAAAAAGGAGAGAAGUUUGAGGAGAAACAAGCAAAACAAGAUGUAGCAACUGAUCAUUUAAUAGGCUGGAAAAUGGUAGGUUGGCAUUAAUCAAUUGGACAGUUAUAGCUGAACUAAGUAUACCGAAUGUUUUAAACAUCAAAUGCGUUUGAUAAGGUGAUAACUCAAUGACAUGAAGUUCAACUCUUCUCCUCGGAACAUCAAAUUAUUCACCCAUAUUCAUUUGAAUGGGCGUGAGAUAAUAUAUUAACAGGAUAUGUCAUCACAUAGCGCAAGUACUUCCCUAACAACACACAGGCUGAGCUAGGAGGAGCGCCUAUGAUCCAGGUUGGUACCCAUAUAGUGCACUCGGCACCUCUGCAAUCCCCAUAGCCUAAAACAGUAACACGGAUCAGGUCACCCUCUGGACGAUCGUCCAGCAAUCUCAGCCUUUCACUUGGUCAUCCCGGAGGCAACCUGAUCUAUGUUCCUAACUCAGGUAUAUACAUGCUAAUGUGACAUCCACCAAUGAGACUAGUAAAUGAACCAAAUUUGGCAAGAUUGGGAACAUUCACUCUUGGACUAGUUAUAAAUGCAAAUUCUGAAGUAAGAAAGGGACUAGUUCCAAAUGCACCUGAAGCAAGAAAUGAUUUCCCAGUCAGGAUCAUUUCCAACACCUAAAAGUGGGAAGAAAACAUUCAUUCAGAAAAAAGCAAGAUACGAUGCAGGAUAUUUAUUUAUAUUGACACAGAAGAAUUGCUUGAGUUUUGGGACAACCAUUCCUAUAAUCCUAACAGGUGAUCUGCAGUGCCCAUUAUUAUGAAUGCAAAGGACAAACCUGCAACUCUGCAAGGGGUAGUCCAACCGGAACUAGCAUAGCUAGUCUCGCCAGGGUUCUCAGGAGCAUCAAACAGAUUAUAUUUGGAAUAUAAAGAGAGAGAUUUUAGAGAAAGAUGGGGCAAAAAUGUGAAUAAAUCAUACCAGAAUGAGAUUAGCAGAAAGAAAGAAGAGAGGGCUGGAUAAAAAACUUACAAUGUUAAAGAACGAAAAAGAGAGGCCAAUGGCAAACUGCAACCCACAACUUCCUAGAAUUAGCAGUAUCGAAAAUCUAAACUAGACUAACAUAAAGGUCCCCAAAGUGAUACCUUAAAAACUGUAAGAUACAUUUUAUCAAACUAGACGAAGAAAAAGGAACAACCAUUGAUGCACAGUUGUAAAAGAUGUUCUAAGGAGCCAACUCAGUUGACUUGGUAUUGCACAGAGCAACAGAACAGGAAACAAUAAUGACUAAGCUACUUCGUUGCAAAUGUGUGGUAAAAAGAACUCUCUCUCUCUCUCUCCAUCUUUUGGCCCAAGAAGGAUAAUAUGGCUGGUUGGGCAGCAGGCACAAGAUGAGGCAUGCCUACUGUUCGAUUCCUGUGGUGCUAUGCUUCCUUGUGGUGUUGAGAUAGAGUAGAGGGAGAAUUCUCUCUACCCACUUUUUUGUUUGUUAGCCAAGAUUCUCCUCUACAACUAUGCACUCUAAAAUGGUAACACCACUAAGGUUACAUCAGAAGAAACCUCAGAACUUUAUUAUGUACAUUUUGCAUGAUAUGUACUAUGUACAGAAAUAAGGUAGCACCAGUAAAAGCAUCCUUAAAAUCACGGCACAAGAUCAAAGCAAAUAACCUAAAAAAGACAAAACCAUCCUGUAAAUGCCUUAGCAAACGACAUCUUCUAUCAUAUAUUCAUGUAAGCUAAGUCAAAUGGUCUAACAAAAGAAGAUUUGACAUAUGCCUUGCUAAUGUUU
Messenger RNA from Nymphaea colorata (pocket water lily), 3511 nucleotides. Its product is annotated as 1,4-dihydroxy-2-naphthoyl-CoA thioesterase 1. Gene Ontology annotation, biological process: phylloquinone biosynthetic process. The record is from RefSeq and is a predicted model, not a curated record. NCBI's taxonomy places the organism in Eukaryota, Viridiplantae, Streptophyta, Magnoliopsida, Nymphaeales, Nymphaeaceae. The transcript is spliced from 3 exons. Gene Ontology annotation, molecular function: 1,4-dihydroxy-2-naphthoyl-CoA thioesterase activity. The coding region runs from base 416 to 889 and encodes 157 amino acids. Gene Ontology annotation, cellular component: peroxisome.